AUGCACCAUCUGAACGUUGUCUGGACGCCGCGCGAGCUAGAAAGUUCGCCAAUUUUUAUUUUGCGUGUCUGUGAUUAAAUCUCAGUCACAUUCUGGAAGUUUCUUUAUCGGAGGAGCUCAAAGUUCAGGAGGAAGUUUUGCCUGGUAUUAAGAGUGUGACAGAAAUUAUCUGAUCUCCGCAGGAUGUCUUUGCCCAAGCGGGAGGUGGAGGAGCUGCGGCCCUGGGUGGAGCGCACCGUAAAGAAGGUGCUUGGUUUCUCCGAACCCACUGUGGUCACGGCGGCUCUGCACUGCUUAGGGAAAGGCCUGGACAAAAGGAAGACAACAGACCAGCUGAGGCCAUUUCUGGAUGACUCAGCAGGCAGCUUUGUAGAGCGUCUCUUCGAAGCGCUGGAAGAGAGCAGGAACUCAAGGGGCAAUAAAGGCACAGCCGAGAAAAACCGCAAGAGAGAGCUAAAGGACGUAUUCGGUGAUGAGGUGGAGGCACAGAAAGAGCUAGAGAGUAGCGGGGCUGCAGCAAAGAAGAAGAGAGUACCCCGGUUCGAGGAGGUCGAAGAGCCAGAAGUUCUCCCAGGACCUCCUACAGAAAGUCCUGGCAUGCUCACCAAGAUGCAAAUAAAGCAGAUGAUGGAAACAGCCACUCGUCAGAUUGAAGAGAGGAAGAAGCAGCUUAGUAUCACUCAGCCCAGACUGCCCCUGCCUACCCCCCAGCCAGCGGUCACCGGGAUACGCCCUGUCCUGCCUUCCGCUUCAGGCCCAACUCAGUCCAUCGCCCCGUCACAGGCCGCCAGCUUCAUGAACGACGCCAUCGAGAAAGCACGCAAAGCUGCCGAGCUCCAGGCCAAGAUUCAGUCCACGCUUGCCAUGAAGCCAGGCAUCCUUGGAACUGUGAAUAACACAGGACCACACAACCUGGUGGCACUUGCUAACUUGCAUGCCAUGGGCAUUGCACCACCUAAAGUUGAGGCCCGUGAGAUCACAAAGCCGACACCGCUUAUCCUGGACGAGCUCGGGAGAACUGUUGAUGCCAGCGGCAAAGAAGUGGAGCUCACACACCGCAUGCCCACUCUGAAAGCUAAUAUCAGAGCAGUAAAGCGAGAGCAGUUCAAGCUGCAGCUGAAAGAAAAGCCCAGCGAUGACCUGGAGUCCACGUCCUUCUUCGACCCCAGGAUGCCAGCGCUUACACCCCAGAGACAGAGGAGGAUGUUCAAGUUCCACGACAAGGGCCGCUUUGAGAAAAUAGGCCAGCGGAUACGAACCAAGGUUCAGCUGGAGAGGUUGCAGAUGGAAAUUGCGCAGGCUGCCAAAAAGACCGGCAUCCAGGCGUCGACCAAGCUGGCUCUGAUCGCUCCUAAGAAGGAGCUCGGCGAAGGUGAAGUGCCUUCCGUCGAGUGGUGGGACUCCUUCAUUCUCCCAAACAACAUAGAAAUCACUGUUCAGACUGUUUUCGACAACUUGGAGUUUCAUGGAAUCACUAAUCUGGUGGAACAUCCUGCCCAAAUGGCCCCUCCAGUGGAUACAGACAAACCGGUGACUCUGGGUGUAUAUUUGACCAAGAAGGAGCAGAAGAAGCUGAGGAGGCAGACACGGCGCGAGGGACAGAAAGAGGUGCAGGAGAAGGUCCGACUCGGCCUCAUGCCCCCGCCUGAACCCAAAGUGCGGAUCUCAAAUCUGAUGCGUGUGCUGGGUACGGAAGCGGUGCAGGAUCCCACAAAAGUGGAGGCUCACGUCCGAGCACAGAUGGCCAAGAGACAAAAAGCCCAUGAGGAGGCAAAUGCAGCUCGCAAACUGACCGCGGAGCAAAGGAAAGAGAAGAAAGUAAAGAAGCUCAAGGAAGAUCUGAGUCACGGUGUUCACAUCGCUGUCUACAGGAUUCGAAACCUGCAUAACCCAGCCAAGAAGUUCAAAGUGGAAGCCAACGCAAACCAGCUGUAUCUUACUGGCACUGUGGUGCUGCACAAAGACGUCAAUAUCGUGGUGGUGGAAGGAGGACCCAAAUCACAGAAGAAGUUCAAGCGGCUGAUGCUGAACAGGAUUAAAUGGAAGGAACUCAGCUCAAAGAGAGAUGACCCUGAUAACUCUGAUGACGAAGGGUCAAAGAAGCACAAUAAGUGCACACUUGUGUGGGAGGGCACAGCGAUGGAGCGCAGUUUCGGCGAUAUGAAAUUCAAGCAGUGCCCCACGGAGAACAUGGCCCGUGAACACUUUAAGAAGCACGGCGCCGAGCACUACUGGGACCUGGCUCUGAGCGAGAGCGUACUGGAGACGGCCGACGACUGAAAGAAGAAGAAAAGAGCAAGUGUGGUGUUGUCUAAGUCACACAGGCAUCCUUGUUUGGUUAAUUAUACAGUAGAAGGAAAUAAUCGGACUGGAUUUAAACUACUGUUCGUCAACCUGGCAGUCGUGUGUGUGUAUGUGUGCGCAUCUGUUCGAUAACCUGCACUGCUGCUACUUUUGGAUAUUGGUUUCUCGUGAUCAUGGCAGGACGUUUGCAAAGAGAACUUAGUGCAAGGACAUGUUUCUCCUGCAACUUACGGGGAGAGCGUCAAAGAUUGACAUCACUCUGGACGAUAGGAUCCUUUAUAUAAAGUGUAACUUUUAGUUUUUUAUUUCCCUUCAUUUUUUUAAGUGAAUGUGAGACUGUUCAGAUGCUGGUCUCUUUAGAUGUCUACACAACCUGUUACCAACUGCCCACACUGAUUAAAGCUUUGGAGGGAAAACA
Molecule: messenger RNA, 2722 nt
Organism: Clarias gariepinus (North African catfish)
Lineage: Eukaryota; Metazoa; Chordata; Actinopteri; Siluriformes; Clariidae
Gene: prpf3
Product: PRP3 pre-mRNA processing factor 3 homolog (yeast)
Exons: 17
Coding region: 184-2280 (698 amino acids)
Biological process (GO): mRNA splicing, via spliceosome
Cellular component (GO): U4/U6 x U5 tri-snRNP complex
Source: RefSeq, a predicted model, not a curated record